CUUACCCGUCAAAGCAGCAGCACGCCAGCUAGCAGAGUUGUGUGGCACGCCCCGAGAGACCCAAACAAAAGUUGUAAACUGCAAAGAGAAAGUGCGUUCCGUGCGGUAUCCAAAAAAAAGUGCACAGCCCUCGAAGGACUAUACGUAAACCGACAACAAAAAGUGCAAAAAGAAAAACAAACAAAACAACAAACAAACAAAAUGGCAAAUAAUAAAGUUAUUUUCGGUGUCUUGUGUUUGGUCACACUGGCCGCAGCCCUGCCGGCCGAGGAGACGCGCGGCCACGCCCGCAACGCAAUCGGCGGCGAGAACGACAUUAUGGAUAGCAUCUACAGCGACUGCCUGAGGAAGGAUUCGGUGUCGUGCGUCAAGUACAAGCUGUUCAACUUCGUGGACAAGGUGCUCGGCGCCCGCGACCAGUUCGCCCUCACCGAGGGCGUCACCGUUGUCCGCUCCGACGAUGCGCCCGCGCAGGAGGCGGCCCGCUCCAUCUCCGGCGACGAGUCGUUCGAGUCUCUGGCCCUCAACCGCAUCAGCAGCUUCCUCAACUCGCACACCAUCAAGGUGGAGCUGAAGGGCGCCGACAUUGUCCAGGCUGUGAGCUCCACUGGCCGCGCCCUCGAGGAUGCCUCCGAGUCCCUGUUCGGCAGCAACGAUCCCAACGCACCCGAGGAGAGCCGCGGCAAGAAGAAGAAGGCCGCCAAGAUCCUGGGCCCCAUUCUGGCUCUGGUUGCCCUCAAGGCCGCCGCCCUGCUGCCCCUGCUGCUCGGCGCCAUCGCCCUGAUUGCCGGCAAGGCCCUGCUCAUCGGUAAGAUCGCUCUGGUCCUGUCCGCCGUGAUCGGCCUGAAGAAGCUGCUCUCGCAGGAGAAGCACGUCACCUACGAGGUCGUCGCCCAUCCCCAUCACAGCAGCAGCCACUCGGCCAGCCACGACUCCUACGGCAGCGGCUACAGCGCCGAUGCGGGCGCCUCCUCUGCCUCCUACGGCAGCAGCGGCCACGGCGGCUGGGGACGUUCCAUCGAUGCCCAGGAUCUGGCCUACGGUGCCCAGAAGCCAGCACAGGCCUAAGUCAAUCCGAGCACGAGAGACCACAAUCAACCACAAUCACAAGGAAAAACAUCACAAAAAGAGAAUCAAACACGACUUUUGAGCGCCCAAUCGAGCGCUCGUGAGGAGGAGAAACAUAUUAUUUAUCGUUCGUUUUAAUUAAUUUAUUAAUUUA
This is a messenger RNA of Drosophila subobscura, 1222 nucleotides long. RefSeq lists its product as uncharacterized. Lineage: Eukaryota; Metazoa; Arthropoda; Insecta; Diptera; Drosophilidae. The transcript has a single exon. Bases 202 to 1068 code for a protein of 288 amino acids. The record is from RefSeq and is a predicted model, not a curated record.